Messenger RNA from Dreissena polymorpha, 6946 nucleotides. Its product is annotated as zinc transporter 2-like. The record is from RefSeq and is a predicted model, not a curated record. Gene Ontology annotation, cellular component: plasma membrane. Gene Ontology annotation, biological process: zinc ion transmembrane transport; response to zinc ion. The transcript is spliced from 12 exons. NCBI's taxonomy places the organism in Eukaryota, Metazoa, Mollusca, Bivalvia, Myida, Dreissenidae. Gene Ontology annotation, molecular function: zinc ion transmembrane transporter activity. The coding region runs from base 1 to 1641 and encodes 546 amino acids.
AUGGGUGGACUUGUGAGCGAUAGUAAGGAGAAAGCCCAGUUGCUUUGUGAACACAAGGCCUUCGAUACUGUUCCACAUAAAAAGGUCCUACAGAAACUGGAGCAGUAUGGCAUAAAUGGUAACAUAAACCACUGGCUCGAGGACUUCCUUACAGAUAGGAGCAUGAAAGUUGUUGUGGAAGGAGAUAAAUCGGAACCGGCAACAGUCGACCCUGGAGUACCACAGCGCACAGUCCUCGGCCCCUUGCUAUUCCUUUGCCACAUCAACGAUCUACCCGACUCAGUCAAGUCCUCAAAUGGCCGGCACUCAAAAUCACCAGUGCCGAGUGCAACUUUUUCUUCGGGUCACAUGAUCAACAAAAUGGCGGAUUUGCAUCAACCUGUUUCUUCGGAAAACAUUUUAAAUUCUAAAACUGCAGCCGACAGGAAGCGAUGCACUUCGUGUACAUGUGGAAUCCAUGUGCCAAAUUACGAAUACUCUCCUAGUGAAUCUUUGUUGCAAAUCCCUUCACAUGCAUCACUUGCCACCUCAGACACUCACUGCCAUGAGAGAAAGUCCAGACCAGACAUCGACCGUCGAGCCAGACGCAAGCUGAUCAUUGCCUGUGUUCUGUCCCUUUGCUUCAUGAUAGCUGAAGUCCUGGGGGGUAUACUUGCGCACAGUCUGGCCAUCGUGUCCGACGCGGCACAUCUUCUCACGGACCUCGCCAGUUUCCUCAUCAGUCUGCUGGCUGUCUACCUCUCAUCACGACGCGCUACCAAGAAGCUCAGCUUUGGCUGGUACAGAGCUGAGAUCCUGGGUGCCCUGAUGUCAAUCCUAUUCUUGUGGGUGGUGACGGGUGUGCUGUGCUACAUGGCGGUUGAGAGAGUCAUAGAUCGCACGUUUGAAGUGAAUGCCACCAUCAUGCUGAUAACAGCAGCCUGUGGGGUAGCUUUCAACUUGCUAAUGGGGAUCACACUGCACGGAGGUCACGGUCAUUCGCAUGGGGGUCAUCACCAUAGCAAUCAUAAGAACAGAUACUCUGGGUCUGACACAGAUAUUGAGAAGGUGCGACUCACAUCUGAAGAGUCUAUUCAAGAGAGUAGUUCAUCAUAUGGAGCGCUUUCAAAUGCUUCAGGUUCUGAUUACAAGUUGGAGGUUCUGGGUACCGACCACAAGACAAACAUCAACGUGAAGGCAGCCUUCAUCCACGUUAUUGGAGACCUCAUACAGAGUAUAGGAGUGCUCAUCGCAGCUUUCAUCAUCUAUUUCAAGCCAGAAUGGAAGCUGGCAGAUCCAAUAUGCACCUUUGUGUUCUCAGUCAUCGUUUUGGUAACCACGGUAACCAUCAUGAGGGAUAUUCUGGUCGUGCUAAUGGAAGGUACGCCUCGUUCUGUGAAUUUCAAGGCCAUUCAACAGAGCCUCAAGGGUAUGGCAGAGGUCAAAGAAAUCCACGACCUUCGUAUCUGGUCGCUCUCCAUGGACAAGGUCGCCCUAUCUGUGCACAUUGCAGUUGCAAGGUCAUCUGACAUCUUUGCCAUUCUGCAGAAGGCAUCGUUAAUGAUCCGAGACCAGUUUGGCAUCACAAAUACCACCAUCCAAGUGGAGGAAUACGUGACAGACAUGCUUGACUGCACGCACUGUAAAGACCUUCCAGACUGAACGAACUAAGCUUCUCAUAGCGGUGGCUUGGUGUAGUUAAAGGCUACCUCAUAUGUGUGAACCCUUUACCGCUCAGAAACGCACUUUGACGCAUUUGAAGUCCUUUACAAAAUCAAAUUUAGUUAAGGUCCUUUUUUUGUCCCCCACCACUAUAGUGGGGGACAUAUUGUUUUUGCUAUAUCUGUUGGUUUGUGUGUUUGCGUGUCUGUUUGCGUCAAACUUUAACAUUUGCCAUAACUUUUGCAAUAUUGAAGAUAGCAACUUGAUAUUUUGCAUGCAUGCGUAUCUCAUGGAGCUGCACAUUUUGAGUGGUGAAAGAUCAAGGUCAAGGUCAUCCUUCAACGUCAAAGGUCAAAUAUAUAGCUUCAAAGCAGUGCAGAAGGGGACAUAGUGUUUCUGACAAACACAUAUUUUGUUUAAUAUAUUCAAGUUUUAAAGGCUUCUUUUCCAACCCUAAGAAACUGAUGAGCAGCAAACAGCAUAAAACCUGAGCAGACUGCGAGUUACUCGCAGGCUGUUCCGGUUUUAUGCUGCCUGAACAUAGCCAUUUUCACUUUACUUCUGAGUGGGGAAGGGUUCAAGAUUGUGAUUGACAGUUAUUGGUAAAUAUUUCAUGGGUAAAUAAUGUCUCAUGGUUGCAAUAUCCCAUCAGAUAUUAUCAUAUACUUGCAUCAUCGAAUAUGGUUCAUGUAAUCGAUGUGAGUGAUGGUCAGAUUUAUCAUUGGUUUAUCUAAAUAAGUGAACUAUGCCUCCAUUCUCAGUUUAAUUUUGCCGUGCUCUGUGAAAAGUGGGUUGAAAAGCAUGUGCAAAGUGUCGUCCCAGAUUAGCCUGUGCAGUCUGCACAGGCUAAUUAUGGACGACACUUUACGCCUAAACUAGAUUUCUGCUAAGAAGAGAUUUUCUUGAAACAAAAAAUAUCAUAAAUGUGGAAUAGUUUGUCCCUGAUUAGCCUGUGCAGACUGCACAAGCUAACUUGGGAAAACACUUUGUGCACAUGCAUUUAACCCCCUUUCAACAGAGCACGGGUCAUUUAUUUUAUUUUUUUCAUAAGCCUUCUCCUGUAUAGUCUUGUUUACUCUUAUUUUCAGAUAAAAAGUGAAUUGUCAUGUUAAUUUGAUAUUAUGUUAUUACUGUUUGUAACCUCAGAAUGGAUUUCAUGUAACAUUUUAUGCAUUCAAUUUGAGCAUCAUUUAUGUGAACAUUGUAACAUUUCUUAAGAAAUAAUUUUCUAUUGCUCAUUGUUCAUCUGUCAAUAGACAAUGAUUUGGACUUCCUAGACAAUGAUUUGGACUUCCUAGACAAUGAUUUGGACUUCUUUGAUAUUGAUAUAGAUUCAUUGAAAUAAUUUGGUCUGCUGAUAGGUUGGAUUUAAAUCAUGAAUGCAAAAAUCCUAUUGACUUACAACUACAAGGAUUUUUUGAUUGUUUAAUAAUGCUAAUGCUAUAAUUAUUUAUUGUCAAAUGAUUUGACGUAAUUUCUGUACAUAAGCAAUAAAAACUUCAUAUUAUUCAGCUGCGCUCAGAUUUGGUUUGUCAAUGUGCAUUGUUGAUGCAUAUAUUGAAAAUGCUUGUUUUGUUAUCAUAUAAGCGUCAUGUUUGAACAAGUGUUUUGCAAUUUAUAAGUUGUAUUACGAUUCAGUGUCUAGUCUCUUUUCACAAGCUGUUUACACUUGCAAUUGUGUUGUAUACUUUUUCUUCUUUUUGUAUUUUGACGAGCUAUAUUGUUGACACUCAGUGUACCAACAUCAUGUGAUUUGUGUAUCAACAUCAUGUGAUAUUUCUACCAACAUUAUGUUCUAUAUCUACCAACAUCAUGUGGUAUUUCUACCAACAUCAUGUGCUAUGUCUUCCAACAUCAUGUGAUAUGUCUACCAACAUCAUGUGAUGUGUCUUACCAACAUCAUGUGCUAUUUCUACCAACAUUAUGUGCUAUAUCUACCAACAUCAUGUGAUAUUUCUACCAACAUCAUGUGCUAUGUCUACCAACAUCAUAUGAUAUUUCUACCAACAUCAUGUGCCAUGUCUACCAACAUCAUUUGAUGUGUCUACCAACAUCAUGUGAUAUUUCUACCAACUUCAUGCUAUAUGUCUACAAACAUCAUGUGAUAUGACUGUGAGUGUACCAACAUCCAAUGAAAAAUUGAGUUGUUAACAUAGUUAUGUGCAAGCAGUUUUCCUCUAAACAGUAGUGCUUUUAACCUUUUUGUGCAGUCUUUAUAGCAUAUAAAAUAUGGGGCAGUUUUGAGUAGGGAGGACACAUAUUUAUAUUCUCUUAUUUUUUAUCUAUAGAGGUUUGACAUCACUUCUCUGGAAUGACUUCUAUACCAAGAAUAGACAACCAGACAAUGCACACCUUUCAUUGUAAAAUUUGCAAACACUUAGAUCUGGAACACAGGAAAAUGAAAAAAAUGUAUCAGCAAGCUAUUUCCUAGAACUACGCCCAUAUAUAUAUAUUGCCUGCAAUUAAAAAAAAUUAAGUCCCAUAAUAGUUUCAAUGCUGGAUAUCUAGAAUGAGUUAAAACCUUGUCAAAUAUUGAUUAUUUUAACAGUUUUACCAUAAACUAGCAUCAUUCAUAUUUCUAUGUUUCACUUUUGGAAACCGUGAAAUAUCAUUUUAGAUCAGUGAUUUUUCUGUAUUAAAAACAUUGUACCAUUGUAGUUUGAAAGUAGGGGCCGCUGUUUGAAUGAGGCUUUCAUUCCCUUCGCCACAUUUUGAGAUUUCUGCAGAAAGCUGAAAUUUUAAUUGAGUUGCACUCUGGGAAAAUGGUGCUUAAUGCAUGCAAGUGUUGUACCAGGCUAUUCAGGGGCAAACUUGUCGUUUAAAGAAAGUUUCUUAUGAAGGAUAGUCCAGUCUCUGUGGAAAGUAUUGUUCCUUGAUGAGCCUGUGCAGACUGCACAGGCUGAUCUUGGCCGACACUUUUUGAAAACGUAUUAAGUCCAGUUUUCACAUAGUGUAGCUCAAUUAUUAUUUGUCCUUGUAAAUAAAUAUGAUGCAAAAUAAUCCUACGGUAUGCCUUUACAUUUUGGUCAUUAUUCUUUAAAAAAAAGGGGGGGGGGGGUAUACUUGCCUGUGUAUGACUUUUUGCAAUUAAUUGAUCAUUUUAUUGCAACAUCUAUUAUAAUAAAAAUGUGUGUAUUUUUGUGCCCCCCCUCCCCCCUCAAAGAAGAGAGGGAAUAUUUUUUUGCUGGAUGUCGGUUGGUCUGCCUAUUGAAACUCGGGCCACUGGGUCAAAGGUCAAAGUCACUGUCACACUAAUUGUGAAAUCAUUUCCAAUCAAUAACUCGUCAACUGAUUCACUGAUUUACUUGAUACUUCCCAUGUGCAUUGGCCUUGGACAGGGGUUUACCCGUUUCAAAAUUUAGGUCACUGGGUCAUGGUCCCUGUCACAAUUAGUGUGAAAAUAGUUUCUGCUCAAUAACUCGUCAACUGAUUCACUGAUUUACUUGAUACUUCCCAUGUGCAUUGGCCUUGGACAGAAGUUGACCCCUAUUAAAAUAUGGGUCACUGGGUCAAGGGUCACAAUAAGUGUGAAAACAGUUUCUGAUCAAUAACUCAUCAAAAAAUUGACUGAUUGGCUUGAUACUUCACAUGGGUAUUGGCCUUGGACAGAGGAUGGCUUCUAUUGAAAUUGGGGUCACUAGUUUUAAAGUCAAGGUCACUGUGACAAAAAUAUGAUAAGAUAAAAGGGGCCGUCCAACAGAUAAAGCGUUGUAUUGACGCGAUUCAAUAUUUUGGGAAACUACGAGGAUUGCUUAUAUAGCUAAACAAUACAUCCACUCUGAAUGUGAGCGUGGAUGGUCUAGUGGUCCAGGCCGGAGGCUAUUUACUCCAGGAAUCCAGGGGUCAGUGGUUCGAACCCUGUUGAGGGUUUCUUUUUUUCCCUUUUUUAUGCCCCCCUUCAAGAAGAGGGGGUAUAUUGAUUUGCUCAUGUCGGUCGGUCGGUCUGUCGGUCGGUCCGUCCACCAGGUGGUUGUCAGACGAUAACUCAAGAACGCUUGGGCCUAGGAUCAUGAAACCUCAAAGGUACAUUGAUCAUGACUCGCAGAUGACCUCUAUUGAUUUUGAGGUCACUAGGUCAAAGGUCAAGGUCACGGUGACCCGAAAUAGUAAAAUGGUUUCCGGAUGAUAACUCAAGAAUGCAUACGCCUAGGAUCAUGAAACUUCAUAGGUAGAUUGAUCAUGACUUGCAGAUGACCCCUAUUGAUUUUGAGGUCACUAGGUCAAAGGUCAAGGUCACGGUGACCCGAAAUAGUAAAAUGGUUUCCGGAUGAUAACUCAAGAAUGCAUACGCCUAGGAUCAUGAAACUUCAUAGGUAGAUUGAUCAUCACUCACAGAUGACCCCUAUUGAUUUUGAGGUCACUAGGUCAAAGGUCAAGGUCACGGUGACCCGAAAUUGUAAAAUGGUUUUCGGAUUACUCAAGAACGCAUACGCCUAGGAUCAUGAAACUUCAUAGGUAGAUUGAUCAUGCCUUGCAGAUUACCCCUAUUGAUUUUGAGGUCACAAGGUUCAAGGUCAAGGUCACUUUUACCCGAAAUAGUAAAAUGAUUUUCGGAUGAUAACUCAAGAACGCUUUUGCCUAGGAUCAUGACACUUCAUAGGUACAUUGAUCGUGACCCGCAGAUGACCCCUAUUGAUUUUCAGGUCAAAGGUCAAGGUCACAGUGACAAAAAUCGUAUUCACACAAUGGCUGCCACUACAACGGACAGCCCAUAUGGGGGGCAUGCAUGUUUUACAAACAGCCCUUGUUUUGAAUUGUAUUCUUUUUUUUUACUGGAGAUUUAUAGUUCAAAUGUUUAAAUUUAUGAAUAUAAAGCAUUUAAAGCAUUUGAUGACAAGCUUAAAUACAUGCCAAAAUCUGUUGGAUGGCCCCUUUAAAUCUUAUGGUCAGUUUUGUUGCAAAGUAUGCUGUGUUUAAGCCCUGUUUGGGGGGGGGGGGGCAUUUGUCUCUGACCGUGGGGCUCUUGUUUAAGCUUAAUUUUUUGGGUAUAAAAAUGUAAGAUUAUGUCUUAAGAUUUAACUCAUAAAUGUUUCUAGUCAUUUGUCAGAACUGCCAUUUGUUUCUUAAAAUGUUUCUAUGUAACCUUGUUUGAACCAUUGACUGUGCAUGCUGUUAAUAGUAUAUGUGUAAUAGAAAUUGCAUUAUGCUAUCAGAUAUAUUGUGCACUAUUUUCUUGUCGAUUGACAUACAUUAUAAAGCAUGUUGAUAUAUAUGAAACACAGCUCAAUCUGUAUUAGAAAAAUACAUUUUGUUUGUAUAGAUUGCUGAUGUUAUUUACAAGUUUCAAUAAAAUUGUAUCAACACA